AUGUUUAUCACUGCUCCAAUUGCGAGCAUUUUUGUGACACUUGUUCUUUAUAUUUUACAAGGUGUUGUUCUUGGUAUAUCUACUUCAAUUCCAAUUUAUCUUACAUCUGCAGGUGCUACAUGGAGACAACAAAGUGUCUACAAUUGUGUUUAUUAUCCAUUUAGUUUAAAAUUGAUCUGGGCACCUGUACUCGAUGUUUUUUAUAUUCGACGUUUUGGAAGACGUCAAACAUGGUUAUUACCCAUACAAAUAGUACUUGGUAUUGUUCUAAUUAUUCUAUCAUUCUAUAUUGAUUCAUUUAUUAAUAAUCUAUCUAUUGUCUCACUAACAAUCAUCUUAUUCUUCAUUGUAUUUCUUACUGCUAGCCAAGAUGUAUGUGUAGAUGGCUGGGCUCUUACACUUUUUGCAACAUCAAACGUUGUUUGGCAAUCAACUUCACAAACAAUUGGACAAACUCUUGGACGUUUUCUUGGAUCAUCAUUUCUUCUUACGUUCGAAUCAGCUAAUUUUACCAAUCGUUAUAUUCGUACACCGUUAUCAUUUAAAAUACAGAAUACUGGACUUUUUACACUAGCUGAAUUUGUACGUUUCUGGGGCGUAUGUUUUCUUAUUGUUACUUGUAUUAUAGCUUUUCUAUUUCGUGAACGAACAUCAAAACAAAAUGAUGACAUAAAACGAUUGAAACUUAUUGCAACAUAUUUAUCUAUUAUCAAAUUAUUCAAGAAGAAAUGUAUGUUAGAAUUAACAUUUAUUCUUAUUAUUUCUCCUUUUGGUUAUGCAGCAACUUAUUAUAUGACUAAUAUUGCUUUGGUUAGUAAUGGUAUGUCACGUGAAACUCUUGGUCUUAUUACAAUGCCAUUGGUUUUAGUUAAAGUUAUUGUACCACUCAUACUUUCACAAACUCAUCGACCUUUAAUUUGGUUUGCUCGAUUAUAUUUACCUCGAUUAUUAAUUUGUGUAUUAAUUGGUAUUUAUAUUUAUUUUACUUCACAACUUGUUAAAUUUCCUUAUGUAUUCUAUCCAAUUUUGAUGGUUUUGUUUGUGAUAAACGAAACAAUUAUCUAUUUACAACUUGUUGCUCGAGUUGGUUUCUAUGCUCAAAUUAGUGAACUACGUAUUGGUGGAACAUAUAUGACAUUAGUAAGCACUCUUGGUAAUAUUGGUCAAACUGUAUCGUCUAGUGUCGUCCUUUUAGUAGCAAGUUGGCUACCGAAAAAACAUGCCUACUCAAUUGAAGUAGCUGGUUGUACUGUAAUCGGCAUUCUUUGGUUAUCAUUUACUUGGCACAUGAUGCGUCGAUUACAAGCACUUCCAAUUCAUAAAUGGUAUUCAGUAAAAGAAAAUGAGAGAAUAACAGAAAUGAACACUCAAGAACGUUCAGAAACAAUAUAA
This is a messenger RNA of Rotaria sordida, 1392 nucleotides long. NCBI's taxonomy places the organism in Eukaryota, Metazoa, Rotifera, Eurotatoria, Philodinida, Philodinidae. The record is from the annotation of a GenBank genome assembly.